UCUAUAAAGAGUAAUUAAGUGGUAGUUGCAUUUUUAUUAACUUGAGCUGCCUCUUUCACUCUCUGCAACCUCAACUGUUCACCAUCUCCACUUCUUUUCUUCAAAACACUAACUACUCACAAAUACCUAACUCCUCCUACACGGCAAGACACGCAAAAUGUCCUCCGCCGCUCGAAUCACUAUAGCCACUAUAUUGCUAAUGACGCUUUACGGAAUGUCGACAGUGUCGGCGCAAGAACCGGCGCCGGAGGCUCCAUUUGCGAUGGGGCCGCCGGCGGUGUCACCGUCGCCGGACUGCUUCUCGACCCUAAUGAACUUGUCGGAUUGCUUGACGUAUGUGGAGAACGGGAGCAACUUGAUGGUGCCGGACAAGCCGUGCUGCCCUGAACUGGCGGGGCUGGUGGAUAGCAACCCGAUCUGCCUGUGUACACUGCUCGGAAAAUCCAAAACUUUUGGGGUGAAGAUUGAUGUGAAUAGGGCUCUCAAGCUUCCUUCAAUUUGUAAAGUUGAGACUCCUCCUCCUAGCUUGUGUGCAGGUGGUCCAACAGCAAGUGAGGCACCAGAGGCAAUGCCGCGGGGAGGAUUUGCUGAAAAUACUUCAACCGGGAGCAAUGAUAAUGUGGCUGCUUCAAGCAUUGCCAUAUCUGUUCAAGCAACUUUUAUUGGAUUGGCAAUUGCAUUUCUUCCGGCAUUGUCUUGAAUUUGAUACUCUGAUAUUCUGUGAUUCAUGAUCUUAUACUUCUUUCGAAUUAUCGGUUCAUGGAUACGAGUGUUGUAACCUGCAAAUUCUAUACUCAAUAACAGUUCAUUUAUAAUUUAUAUUCAAUUCCU
Molecule: messenger RNA, 831 nt
Organism: Tripterygium wilfordii
Lineage: Eukaryota; Viridiplantae; Streptophyta; Magnoliopsida; Celastrales; Celastraceae
Product: non-specific lipid transfer protein GPI-anchored 12
Exons: 3
Coding region: 158-700 (180 amino acids)
Source: RefSeq, a predicted model, not a curated record